UACGCAACCGGAGUCGCCAAAGAACACAGACGCUGGACGCUCUUCGUUACGCAGGUCGUAACAAAGUUGGAAUGAGCGUGUUUUUUAUUUUGUUACUGCGACAACUAAUGACACCAUGGAGAACCAAGACAAAAUAAUUUGCUCGGAGCUUUUUCAGAAGCAGAGGAAGGUAGAAGUUGUUCUCUAUCCGGCUGUUCUUGCGUGGAAGGAAAUUGAGAAAAGCAGUAAACGGAGCUCUGGGACCUCUGAAUCAGAACACAGCCAGACUGUUAAAGUGUGUGAAAUUGUGGCAGUUCACAAGACAGAAGACGAAGCUGACGCACAAGCCAGGAGCCAUCCGAAGAAGAUAAACCAGCCCUCUCAGCAGUAUCCCUAUGCAUUCACAGUUUCUUACGUGAGGAGGACCAGGCAACACCUGUGGUGUUGCGCCGACGUCACCUUUCACUGCGCCGACCAGCAGAUCUGCGAGCAGUGGAUCCAAGUUGCAAACGAGCAGCUAUCAUUACUCACCAACCGACCCAAGAACCUGCUGGUGUACAUCAAUCCGUACGGAGGGAAGCGGCGCGGGGAGCGCAUUUACGAGCAGAAGGUGGCUCCGGUGUUCCGGCGGGCCGGCAUCUUUACAGACGUGAUUGUUACAGAGCGCGCUAAUCAUGCCAGGGACCACUUGAAAACGGAGGCCAAUCUAGACGAUUAUGAUGGGGUGGUGUGUGUGGGUGGAGACGGGAUGUUUAGCGAGAUCCUGCACGGCCUGGUGACCAGGAUCCAGACGGACCACGGUGUGGACCAGAACCAACCGGAUGCUGAGCUGGUGCCGUGCUCUCUGCGUAUUGGGAUUAUUCCUGCAGGGUCGACUGACUGUAUCUGCUUUGCUACUCAGGGAACAAACGAUCCAGUUACAUCUGCCUUGCACAUCGUUGUUGGCGAUUCACAGCCAAUGGAUGUAUGUUCGGUUCAUCAUAACGGCGUCUUCCUCAAAUAUUCGGUCUCUUUGCUUGGGUAUGGUUUCUACGGCGAUGUUUUGACGGACAGUGAGAGGAAUAGGUGGCUUGGUCCUGCAAGAUACGACCUGUCAGGGUUUAAAACCUUUUUGUCCCACAACUACUACGGUGGGACGGUUUCUUUCCUGCCAGCAGACGACAACGUGGGGCAUCCGAGAGACAAGCUGCAGUGUCGAUCUGGGUGUCGCAUCUGUCAGCACAAGCACUCAUCAAAAGACGAGCACGACGAGGCGUCGGAGGAGAAGGAAAAGGCGGCUGAAGAUAGCGAUAGAGGCUGGAGUGUGAUCCACGGCAAGUUUAUUGCCAUCAACUCGGCCAGCAUGAGCUGCGCGUGUCCUCGGAGUCCGAAAGGCCUGUCGCCCUUCGCCCACCUUGCCGACGGCACCACCGACCUGAUCCUGGUCAGGAAGUGUUCCCGUCUGGACUUCUUCAGACAUCUUCUUCGACACACCAACAACGACGACCAGUUUGACCACUGGUUCGUGGAGGUCCACAGGGUGAGAAAGUUUCGCUUCCAGCCAGGGCAUCCGGACUUGGCUCCUCUGGAAGACGCCAGCGAACAUCCAGAGAGUCCAGACCUCAGUCCCAUCUCCUCUCUCCAAGAAACCUACGACGACCGCACCGCCGAGAGCAGCUGGAACUGCGACGGGGAAAUCCUGCAUCACACCGCCAUUCAAGUCAGUGUCCAGUGUCAGCUGAUCAGGCUGUUUGCUCGGGGAAUCGAGGAGCAGCAAGACGCAGAGGUGGCCGUGUGACGACAUUUGACCGGCGUCAUGUCCUGAAGACACAAAGACUGAAAAGGAGUAGGGGGAGAAAAAUAAAAGACUUGAAAGUGUUGAUUUCCUGGAAAAGCACAUACAACA
This is a messenger RNA of Poecilia reticulata (guppy), 1864 nucleotides long. It is a transcript of the gene cerk, whose product is annotated as ceramide kinase. Lineage: Eukaryota; Metazoa; Chordata; Actinopteri; Cyprinodontiformes; Poeciliidae. Gene Ontology annotation, biological process: phosphorylation; ceramide metabolic process. The record is from RefSeq and is a predicted model, not a curated record. Gene Ontology annotation, molecular function: ceramide kinase activity.